AUGUCGCCAUUGGAGGAUUCAAACCUCUCUGCACCAUGUGCUCUGUGGCCUGUGGAUCUGAAGUUAACACAUGUAGAUUGCAACCCAGAAAAUGCACUUGUGCAUUUCCAGGGUCAGUAUCUGACUGUGUGUGAGCUGGACUACAACAUAUUGCAAGCAGAAAUACAAAAUGCACAGAAGACAAAAGUGUCGGUGGAAGUAGGUGAAUUCUGUUUGGUUGAAGACAUCCUCUCUGGUUAUUGGUUCAGAGGAAGAGUUCAGAACAGACACAGUGAUCUGUUUGAUGUGUUCCUCGUGGACCACGGCAAUAUAUUGACUGUUGAUGCCAGCCAUGUGGCGUCCGCCUCUGAUGAGUUGUUUAUACUUCCUCCUAAAAUUGUGUGUGGCUUUUUUGCCAGUCUGCUGCCGCUAUACAAACAUUGGGAUUCUCUGGGAGGAAAGUAUUUUUCGUCUUUGAUAGGGAGUGAAAUCAAAGGGUAUAUCCAAGGCUUUCUGCCACACAAAGUCCUGAUACUGGAAGCACCUGAUAUCAACAAAGAUAUUUUAAAACUGAGCCUAGGAAAACAUGUAGAUAGGGACACAUUCCUUCUGCUUGUGGAAAUGUUGACAGAGGUACCACUCAAACAAAGCAGUGAGCCUGUUCCGGAUCUAGGCUUUGACAAUGUGCUGUUGUUUUGUGGCCCCAAGAUUUCAGUUGGAAAAAAAGAAAGGGUAAAAGUAACUGCGGCAGUAAACCCAGGUACAUUUUACUGUCAGUUAACAAGCAUGGGGAAGGAUCUAAAAGAGAUGUCAGACAAACUGUCACUUGCUUGCGAGUCUAAGGACAAAGAUCUUACUGAGAAGACCAUUGGAAAUUUGGGGUUGCUCUGUUCAGUGAAAGGAAAAGAUGAGAGGUGGCACAGAGGAUUUGUGCAAUUCCUCCCUUUAAACUCUCAAGUAAGAGUCUUGUUUGUUGAUUAUGGGUUUUCUGAAUCUGUAAAAAUUGAAAAUAUCCUUCAGCUUCCUUCUGAUUUGCUUUCAGUACCAAUCAUGGCUUUCCCAUGUGCAUUGUCAUGUCUAAAUGAGGAAGAUGACACUGUUGUGAAAUCACAACUUAAUUACUUAAAGAAGGGACUACUGGGUGACGUUGUGGAUAUCCAGAUAGAUUCUUUUAACGCAGAGCAGAAUCUGUAUUCUGUUACAUUGCAUAGUGCUGAACAUGAUGCUAAUGCAGUAUUACAUGAAAUGGACCCCAUCAAUAAACCAAAAACGAAUGCUCAUUGUGAACUGGAAGAACAUGCUCCUCAAGAUAACCUUCCUUUGCAAUACAUAACUGAGCCAACAAAGGCACAUGUAUCGGAGAAUUCAGUGUUUCUGAAGGAAAUGAAGGAAGGCUCCAUCUUUGAGGGUUAUGUGGAACAUGUACUGAAUCCGACCAAUUUCUGGCUGAGAACCCAGGAACGCAAUCAAAACUUUGAAGACAUGAUGAGUAAAAUGACAGAAUACUUCAGUGAGUUACGGCUGGAUGAAGGAGUUCUUGUGAACCCAAUACCUGGUGUGGCCUGUUGUGCGAUGUAUGAAAAAGACAUGCACUACUACAGAGCUGUGGUGACCGACACACUUGAAAAUGGAGCGGAAGUGUUCUUCGCAGAUUUUGGGAAUACCGAAAAAGUUCCAUACAUGCUGAUCAAAACGCUGCCCCCAAAGUUUGCGGUUGAACCAGAUUUUGCUCUGAAUUGCUCCCUUGCUCAUGUGGUUCCUGUGGAUGAUGUAUGGACAGUUUCUGCAACGGAUUACUUCAGGCAAGCAGUGUCGGAUAGGCCUCUCCUUGUGCAUGUUGUCCACAAGAGGAAAGACAGGUAUGUGGUGGAUUUAUACGAAAAGGGAAAUCAAGGCAGAAGUAUUGCCAUGCUCAUGGCGACAGCGAAAAUGGCUGAGUACUGGAAACACACACUACUGACCUUCAGAGCUGGAAGUGAACUGGCUGUCAGGUGUUCCUACAUCAGGUCCCCUUCAGAUUUUUGGUGCCAGCUCAGGAGCAACUUGAGUAAAUUGGACGAACUGAUGGAAAAAAUACAACAGGAUUACCAAACACAUGCAGAUCCAUGGCGGCCGAAUGAACUGCGCUGUAUUGUAAAGUGUCAAGAUGAUGGUAAAUGGUACAGGGGCUGUGUCCUUAAUGCUCAGGAUGGCGAGGUUUACGUGAUCUGUGUAGACACUGGCAGGAUUGUGAAGGAGAAAUCACACAACCUUAGAGCUAUGAAGGCAGAGUACCUUGAACCUGAGGGUCAAGCAUUCAGAUGCAGUCUCUACAACUUAAUUGAACCAGCAGGUAGUAGCCCUGGUGUGUGGAGUACAGAUGCAAGCAAUUUACUGAAGGAAUUUGUGAAGGACAAAUUGAAGAAUUUGAAGUGCACUAUAUAUUCACAGCUCUUGGAGAGGAAUAAAGGCCUGUCCAAUGUUGUUGACCUCCACACACCUCUUCAGAGUGCAACAAAUCUGCUUGUGGAGAAGGGUUUUGCAAGACAGCUGGAAUCAGAACAGUUUUUACCAUCAGUUUAUCCCUAUUCCUUUCACUACUCUUUGUUCCAUCUGAGCAAUGGUAGUAAAGAGACAGUAUUUGUCACUCAUGUAUGCAGCCCAUGGGAAUUGUAUUUCCAGUUGGACAAAAAUGAGGAAAUUCUAGAUCGGAUAGAGAAGUCUGUAAAAAUUUGCAGUGAAAUGCAUGUAUCAGAUGUUGGUCAAGUUAGACUUUGUUUGGCAAAAUAUUUUGUAGAUGGCAAGUGGUACAGGGGUCUUGCCUACCCUGUUCAGUCAGCUCUCCAUCUGAACGUUUUCUUUGUGGAUUAUGGAAAUAUGCAAGUUGUGGAAAAAAGCAAUGUUCUCCCCAUUCCUAAACAUGCCACAGACCUCUUGUUGGUGCCAAUGCUGGCCUUGAGAUGCAGACUUUCAGAUGUACCACAAGGGGAAAUACUUGCUGAGGUGAAUAUCUGGCUAGAGAAAGCCAUUCUAAAUAAAAUGUUGCAAGCUACAAUUGUUGGAAAAGACGAGGAAGGUACCAUCAUCUGUGACCUGUUUGAUGGAAGUCUUCAUGUAAAUGAGAAAGUGAAAGAACUCAUAGCAAUGCAAGGACCUAAAGAAAAGACUCAGAUAAAGCCUGGCUUUAGAGGUGUUGGAUUCGUUUCUCAUGUGAACUCUGUCACUAGUUUCUAUAUUCAAAUGGAGGAAGAUGAACAAGCCAUUCUAAAAAUGCGUGAAGAGCUCAAUAACACGCUAUCUAAAGAAAACCUGGAAAACAUAACUGGACAGGUUAAUACUGGUGCUGUUGUUGCAGGCAAAUAUGACGAGGAUGGAGCUUUCUACCGUGCAGCUGUGAUGGACCAUCUCAGUGAAAGCCUAAUGAAAGUUGAGUUUAUUGACUAUGGAAACGAGGCAACUGUAGACAAGAAAAAUGCUCGGAUACUUACAAGAACUUUUUUGACACAGCCAAGACUAAGCAUACCUUGUUCACUAGAAAACUCUGACAUAUUUGUGCCUGAUACUUUUGCAGGAGCAGUAGCUGGAAAAUCUCUUGCAGUUGAGUUUAUCAAACAACUCUCUCUGGCUCCGGUGCAAAUGGAUUUUGGGUACUCGGGCUUUGCAGCAGCGGUUACUACACCAUGUGAAUUUUCUGUUGUGCUUGAAGAUAUGCUUCUUGUCAUGAGCAAUGUCUCCACAGUCCUUGAGAAUCUUCCUGAUGAUUUGGCUUCAUUACCUGAAGCAGCUUUCAUUCCUGGGGCAUGUGGCAUGGUGAAGUCUGAAACAAAGAAGAAAUGGUGUAGAGCUGAGAUCAUACAUGUUGACAGCUUGUCUGUGGUGAUCGACCUUGUAGAUUAUGGUCAUUGUGCGCAUAUACCUUAUGCAUGUCGCGGUAACCUGACAAGACUUCCCGAGGAGCUUGCAAGAUUGCCAAAGGUUGCAUAUCCUUGCACUCUUAGAGGAAUCAGACCUGCCAGAGGGGAGCAGUGGGCUGACGAUGCCAUUGUGUUCUUUCAGGAAUGCAUCUGUCAAAGGAACCUUCUUAUCUACUUCAGACAGUAUGUUUCUGAAGCUCGGUGGGAGGUGGACAUUGUGGCAGGGGGUGUAAACGUCGCCAAGGAGUUAGUCGAUGCUGGAUACGGCACUUACAUUGACAACAUUCUUGGGCUCAGAUUGCAACAAGAAUCAAGCUCUGGGAGACUGCGACCUGAACGCAGCGCCUUAGACCGCUCGGCCAUCCUGACACUGUGA
Molecule: messenger RNA, 4248 nt
Organism: Megalops cyprinoides (Indo-Pacific tarpon)
Lineage: Eukaryota; Metazoa; Chordata; Actinopteri; Elopiformes; Megalopidae
Gene: tdrd15
Product: tudor domain containing 15
Exons: 7
Coding region: 1-4248 (1415 amino acids)
Source: RefSeq, a predicted model, not a curated record